Messenger RNA from Aedes albopictus (Asian tiger mosquito), 1239 nucleotides. RefSeq lists its product as uncharacterized. The transcript has 3 exons. Lineage: Eukaryota; Metazoa; Arthropoda; Insecta; Diptera; Culicidae. The record is from RefSeq and is a predicted model, not a curated record. The coding region runs from base 160 to 1164 and encodes 334 amino acids.
UUCGAAUCAUAUGUUUUGCCAGGGAAAAUCGAUAAUCUGUGAGAAAGAAAAAUCCCAACACGUCGCGGCGAUGUAAACACGGAUCCCGAUAUCGAUACGCAAAAAAAAACAUAUUGUAAGUUUGGAAAAGUUGAAUCGAACCCCCGUCGGAGUGGAACCAUGCAGAUGAACGACAGCGGACACGAAACGGACGACCGGUUGGAAGCGCUGUUUUUCGACAAUCUGGAUAGAAGUGGAGAAAUUUUCGCCGCUGUGAACAACCACUCAGAUUCCGAUGCAGAAAGCGAUAUCUAUUCCAAGAUAAACGACUUCGAUGUAGUUUUCCAUGAUCCGAAAGGAAAAGUGUCUCAGCCAACGAGGACUGAUGACCCCACGAAGCAGAUCCCCAAAGGAAUUGUGACACAAACAGAUGAGGUUGUUGGUCAGACAAAGCAAAGCAGCGGAACAACGGCUGGUAACAAUCGUAGGGUUUUGACCAGCGACAACAGUACCGAUUCGUACGCGUCUUCCAUAGCCAAUAGCAAUGUUUCCACGCAAGAAGACGAACCGCAGUCCAAUCAAAAACUGACCCAGAUUAAUACGUGCAAGAUUUUGCAACGUAAAUUGGAGUUGAAGGUGGAGCGAGCGAAACGUAACUACCGUCAGAUGUAUGAGGAGCAGGAUUUCAAUCAAGAAGUGGUUCCGAAAUCGGCAUCCCUCAUACCCAUUUCUCGACUGCCCAUACCAGGAGGUGCCGUGGUCGCGCGAGACCAGCAUCAACCGUUGGUGGAUGUGAAUCCGUCCGAUGGCAACACUGACGAGGAUGAUCUGGAUCCGGUUUCCUUUUUCCCCAAACCCAGCCGCAAAACGUCGGACGCAGCGCACAAACGUCAGGAACUGUCCGACACUUUUAGUAUACAGGAGAUGACGAUCGAGUCCGAUCAGGAGGACGAACUGGACUUCCAGCAAUGCCGGAAGCUGUCGAACAGCAAGGGUUACAAGAAGAUUCUCAACCGGGGUCUCAGCGUCGAGAACGACUACUUGGACAACGAUGCGGAGGAUUAUGACGAUGACGAUGACGACUCGCAGAAUUUGGAACUGCUGCCGCCGAACGUGGGCUACAAUCUGAAGGAAUGGGCACAGCGAACGCUCUGCUGCUUCAAGCGUAACGACUUCCUGUCAUGAGAGUACAAGUACGAGCUAGUUGCCGCCGGAGGUGCCGACAACGGCUGAUGGGGAACGGGAUGGGGAAACUAUUUA